GUCCAUAGACCAAAGCGCAACUCGUUUAUUCAAACGAGAUUCAUUGGUGCGGGAAAGACGUACCAAAAGCCGGUACACAGAGACUAAUUGACGGACCUGCGGAGGAUCCCAAGCCAGCUCACCAUAUAAACCCAUAGUAGACGACACGACAAUGGAAGGCUCCGGAAAGCCAGUGGAGCACGACAGAAGAAUGUCAAUUAUUUCCCAAGCAAGUAUGGCUGUAUCACAACUACCCAAGGAGAAUUUGCAGGAAAUAAAAAGUUAUGCAAAGCCUCCUGAAGCUGUUAAAGAAGUACUAUCGGCUGCUAUGUUAUUACUUGGUCACCAGGAAUCGGAAGUGAAUUGGAAGAUGGUUCAGAAAUGUCUUGCUAAACUAGGAGAGGAUUCAUUACAACAGAGAGUAGCAGAUAUGGACCUCGAAAAAAUACCACAGAAGAACACAGAGAAGGCCAAAGCAAUACUGUCAAAAUAUGACGCAGAUAAGAUAGCAAAAAUCAGUCUUGCAGUCAAGGCAAUUUAUGUUUGGGUUGAUGCCGUGACUGAAUACUAGGCGACAUCAGAGUACUUCACGUGAACACUUUUCUUCAUUUAGACACUGUUAAGAAAACGGACAUAUUACAUGUAAUUGUUACAUGUUUGAUUUGUAAAGCUACUGGAAGGAUAUAACAUGUAACGUUACUACGAUGUCUGAGCUUCAACCUUUUAUUUAUAAUAAUAGCGAACAGAAAAGUAGCAGUACAGGAGAGAGAGAGAGAGAGAGAGAGAGAGAGAGAGAGAGAGAGAGAGAGAGAGAUUAGUUCUAACGUUAUAACAUUAUGGUUUUAUCAUGGUGUAAUAUUGCCUCAAUACUGUCACUACAUCUAUUUGUUUUAUGUCAUACAUGGUAUCCUUUGACCAACUGACGUUAAAUUUCAAGGCGACAUCACUUGAAUGUUAAAGAAUAUAUUCACGGUGUUGACAUUAUCUUUUAUUACAGAAAAGUGUGUAAUUUUAUAAGCAGUUAUUGUUGUUUUUACGUCAAAAAGUAGAUUGGACCGCUAGUGCAUUACUACGUUUAUUAAAUCGCCUCUAGGUUUAUUCCAUGGGAUGGCAUUCAACUCUAAUAAUUACAGUUGUUAGCAAACACGUCACUGGUAAUUACGGUGCCUGUUAUACUAAACUGAAUGCAAAAGGAACAGAGUUGUAGAGCCGGUCUACGUGUUUAUUGAACAACCCUCAUACUAGAAUACAUCAGCGAAAAUAAAAAUGAUAUGUUCACUGUUUCAAAACAGUGUACCGGAAGCUUUCUUGAAAACACAACACCAUUAUAACAGUUCUAACAUUUUUAUUUCUUAAGAAGAGCAAUGCACAAUUUCUUAUAAAUAUUCGGUUGAAUUUCAAAGAUGUAAUUAAUUUUCAACAGUUCU
Mercenaria mercenaria is the source of this 1406-nucleotide messenger RNA. Its product is annotated as dynein axonemal heavy chain 2-like. Gene Ontology annotation, molecular function: minus-end-directed microtubule motor activity; dynein light intermediate chain binding; dynein intermediate chain binding. Lineage: Eukaryota; Metazoa; Mollusca; Bivalvia; Venerida; Veneridae. Gene Ontology annotation, cellular component: dynein complex. The record is from RefSeq and is a predicted model, not a curated record. The transcript has 4 exons. Gene Ontology annotation, biological process: microtubule-based movement. Bases 152 to 550 code for a protein of 132 amino acids.